AUGUCCGAAGGUACCGAGAACCAUAUUGUAUGCGUUGGUGCCGUCUACAUCGACACCAUAUUGACCGAAGAGAAGCGUUCACGCACAAUCGUCAGCAUCAACCAGCUCCCCGAGAUGCAAGCCGAAGAAUUUAUCCACCAAGUCCGCAGAUUCAGUACGGAACAAGGACAUACGUGGAAGAAAGCGUGGUUCCAUUUCGAAGGCCGCGUCCCAGAGAUCACACUGCAGUGUGUCCGCUUCCUCCGCGAAACAUACCCUCAUUUCAAAAUUAGCGUCGAGUGCGAGAAGCCUGAGCGGACGGGUAUGGCUGAGGUGGCGCAGUACGCAGAUGUAGUCUUCUACUCGAAAUUGUGGGCCGUGAAGAAUGGGUAUGAGGAUGCGAGAAGCUUCCUCGAAGCCAGACGCGAUGAAACGAGAGAUGGGGCUCUACUGUGUUGCACAUGGGGUUCUGGAGGUGCUACGGCGGUUCAAAAGGGGGACGAGGAGGUUUGGGCGGAUGUCGAGGCGUGGCAGGCAGAUGGGGAGGAUGGGGCAAAGGUUGUGGAUACGAUUGGGGCUGGGGAUACUUUUAUUGCGGGGAUGCUUUUCGCGGUUAAUGAGCGUGGGGGGUGGGGGCUGCAAAGGAAAUUGGAGUUUGCGAAUGAGUUGGCUGGGCGGAAGGUUGGGCAGGAGGGAUUUGGGGGUCUGGGGAGGAGGAUGUGGUAG
Molecule: messenger RNA, 705 nt
Organism: Alternaria viburni
Lineage: Eukaryota; Fungi; Ascomycota; Dothideomycetes; Pleosporales; Pleosporaceae
Exons: 2
Coding region: 1-705 (234 amino acids)
Molecular function (GO): kinase activity
Source: RefSeq, a predicted model, not a curated record